Cucumis sativus (cucumber) is the source of this 690-nucleotide messenger RNA. RefSeq lists its product as uncharacterized. The coding region runs from base 1 to 690 and encodes 229 amino acids. The record is from RefSeq and is a predicted model, not a curated record. The transcript has a single exon. Lineage: Eukaryota; Viridiplantae; Streptophyta; Magnoliopsida; Cucurbitales; Cucurbitaceae. Gene Ontology annotation, molecular function: zinc ion binding; nucleic acid binding.
AUGAAGAAUCAUCAAAUUAUCACCUGGCUUGGUAACACUUCUAUUCAUGCUAUACAUGCACAGUUUGAUGCAUGGGAUUUUCUCUCUACACGCUUUAAAUCUAUCGAAUUAGCACAUUACUAUCAACUGCACAGUACACUAGUUAAGCUCCAUCAGGAUACUGGCCCGUCUGUCAAUGAAUAUUUGGCAGCUCUUCAAUCCAUCUGGACUCUGCUUGAUCAAGCUAAAAUUAGCAACGACCACCUUCGUCUUAUUAAGGUCCUUAUGGGAUUAUGUCUAGAAUAUGAAUCAGUCAGGGCUGCCUUACUAUACCGGAGUCCCUUGCCCUCAUUGGAUGCUGCUAUCCAAGAAAUUUUGUUUGAAGAGAAGCGUCUUGGCAUCAAUCCCGCAAAACAUUCUGAUGUUGUCCUUGCAAGCACUUAUCCACUCAAUAGAGCAUCAAUCAUGUUUUUUAAGAAUUGCAAACUCUCUGGUCAUAAAUUUAUUGAUUGCCCUAAAAUAGAGUGUAGGUACUGUCAUAAACGUGGUCAUAUUUUGGAUAAUUGUCCUACAAGACCACCUCGACCUCCUGGUAUGCCAACCAAAGACAAAAACUUUACUAAACCGGGUACCUCCUCUGUCGUUGCUGCUACUUCAGACAAUUCAAACUCCCCCCUUCAGCUAAGUGAUCUUCAAAGCCUAUUUAAUUAG